AUGACGGAGGGCGAUCUCGGCGAUGUCAAUCUUCUCGAAUGGUCGCACGAGCUCGAUCGUACUCUUCUGAGUCAUGCUUUCCGCCCGCUUCGGUCGUCCAUGGAUGACAGAGACGCAUACUUUCUCUACAAGCUCGCCUUUUCAACAUCGCGCAAAGAGAUCGGCUUCCUUCUGUUGGACUGCGACGCAUGCAACGCUUUCUACGAGGGAAUGUCUUUCCGCACACUUGAUAGGCGCACCAAGAUUGAAUUCGCGAGCGCAACAACAUCAGACUCCAGCGAUGCGGCCCGUCUCGUUCAGAUCGUCGCGGUCAUUCAUCACGCACUAGAUCCCCGCACGGCGCUCGACUCCAACCUCAAGACCACCAUAGGAAUCGAGACCACCCGGUUUUCAUCGUCUUUAUCGAUCAGCGUCAAGUCUGAGCCGGACCCUGCUCGGAAUCUCAAGACCUCCUUCGACCUCGACCCGCUAGAUCAUACCUCUUCGUCCAACAUGAUCUCUGCUCAGUUCAUCAGGCCGUUGCUCAGCCUCGCCGAAGUGCUCGCUCGCUCAGCUUCGCAACAACAGCUCGCCCACAUUCAGCAGCACAAAACCUCUCAUUCGACUACAACGAUCUCGAACGAUUCGCUCGAACUGUUGCGGCGCUCCGCCUUAGCGACCGCAGGCAUUGCCGCCAAGUCGUUCCGCCCACUCUGCACUCACCAGUCCGACCAAACCGCGCAGUCAUCGACACCUGUCGCAGACGAUCACCUCCUCGUGCCGCUUCCAGCUUUCGCGGGUCUCGAAGACAAAGGUGACUUAUCCGACAUGAUCUUCUUCGGCCCUACUGGGCUCAAGCCGCCCGAGCGCCUGCACAGCGUUUCUCGAUCCGCACAUGCCGAGUACAACGAGCACCAAAGACCAUCACCGCCCGUCAUCAGCUCUGAUUUCGACACAGAGGAGGCCGAUCGAACGCUCACACAGUCCAUCGCUGAACCAACCAGUCACGGCGUUAGAGAUCGUGCCAGCACUCCGGUCUUCGAAGAGGCAAGGCAGAAGGUCUCGCUCGACAAUGCGGGCGAAUCUAACGACUCGGACACCAGCGAGGAAGACGAAAGCUUGCCGCUCACUCGCAGCAACAAACGCGAUGACGACUCACAGCUUCCUGCAACGGCACCGAGUCCCCUGGACGAGAAGCCAGCGUCGCCACAGCAAGGAUCACACCCAGUGUCGACAACCAGCAGCACGAAGGCUGCUGCUGACAUGACGGCCAAAUACCAUCCGUCCCCAUCGCCGACUGUGCCCCAGAUACCUCAAAGCAGUGCUACGAGCCAGUACAGCGAGCGCGAGGAGCAACAGCGACGACGUCUAGAGAUUGCGAGGAUCAAGCGCGGGGCCAGCGAUCAAAAAGCUCCGCUCUCGAGCAGCUCAGCUAGCUCGAACGGCGCCGGCGCCAAACCGAACGCGACGAGCCGCAAACGCGCCCGCUUCUGA
Kalmanozyma brasiliensis GHG001 is the source of this 1473-nucleotide messenger RNA. RefSeq lists its product as uncharacterized. NCBI's taxonomy places the organism in Eukaryota, Fungi, Basidiomycota, Ustilaginomycetes, Ustilaginales. Bases 1 to 1473 code for a protein of 490 amino acids. The transcript has a single exon. The record is from RefSeq and is a predicted model, not a curated record.